This is a messenger RNA of Lethenteron reissneri (Far Eastern brook lamprey), 3496 nucleotides long. Its product is annotated as motile sperm domain-containing protein 1-like. Gene Ontology annotation, cellular component: cytoplasm. Lineage: Eukaryota; Metazoa; Chordata; Hyperoartia; Petromyzontiformes; Petromyzontidae. The record is from RefSeq and is a predicted model, not a curated record.
AUGGCCGCCGCGGGGUUGGGGGGGAGGGUUACGUGGCCGUAGGAGAAAGCGGAGUGCCCCCAAUCUGGUGUGGGAUUUCAAAUCGCGGCUCCUUUGUCUCCGUGUAGUUGUUUGCGAGUCGCCUUUCUCCUCGAUGUCGCCACAUCGUCGACGGCGGUGCUAAGAGGCGGCAACGAGCAAGAGGGGCGACACUGAAGGGCGCCUCGAGCGAGAGAGCAAGAGAGACAGGGGGGCGAGAGCUCAAGGAGACACGAUGGCGAGCACACUGGGCUGUUGAUGGCUGCCACGAUGGAGCUCUAGGCGUGGUGGUGGUGGCGGCGGUGGUGGGGGCCUGGGGCCGGCGGAGGUCGGCAGGUUGGAGGCCGGCGAGAAUGCGGCGCCGCAGCCUGCAGGGACGCAUCGAAAGUCUGGGGGGCGGCGGAGCGACGCGGGGGGCGGGGGGCCGCGUGCUCCGCUCGGCCUCUCCCGAAGAGCGCACGUCCCUGGCGGCUGGCGAGGGGGGUGCCUCCGUGCCGGGGGGUCUCGUGCUGCCUGUGUUCGUCUUCCCCACGGAGCUCAGCUUCUUUGCGGAUGACCAGCGCUCACACAAGCAGCUCCUCACCAUCUACAACCCCUACGAGUUCCCCCUGCACUUCAAGGUCCUAUGCACGGCCCCCACACGCUACACCGUGGUGGACGCAGAGGGGACGGUGAAGGAGCAGUGCUGCGUGGACAUCACCAUCCGGCACCACGCGGCCAGCCUCGCCGAGCACGUGGGGGAGACGGACAAGUUCCGCCUGGUGGUGUACGGCACCAGUGGCGGCGCCGAGGGGCGGAGGGAGAUCGUCGCGACGCUGCACGCGACUGCCACGCAGGCGGCGCGCGGCGUGGACGACGGAGCCAUGUCGCUGCCCGCGCGCCUCGAGAGGGGAGGAGCUUCAGCGCAGAGAGACGCGGGGCGACAGAAGGCCGGAGAGAGGGCGGCAGCUGCAGUGCGGGAAGCCGACUCCAUAUUUGAGCGCGCUCACUACACACGCGCAGGUGUGCGCGCGGGUAGCGGCGCCAGCUACCUGGUGAUCCUGACGGGAGUGGUGUGCGUGGUGGCGCUGAUGCUACCCACGCUGGGUGACACGGGCUCCCUGCUGCCCCACUACCUGCAUCUCACCGCCCACCAGAAGCUGGUCGCUGCCUAUGUGCUGGGGCUCGUGACGAUGCUCAUUCUGCAGGCCUAAAUCGGCGCCGCCAACGACCUCGGCCGUGCACGACCCUGGACUGCUCGUCUCAACCACAUUUCAACUUCGCUGCAAAUGGAGGCGGAGCGCACCCACGCACGCGCGCACACGCACCCACGCACGCCAGCGCGUACGCAGCCCUCCGAUCAACCUUCCCGAGCACCCAUCGCCAAGCUCACAGGUUGACUCGUGGGGCUCGGCGAGCCGAGCCGGUGGCCUUAGCGCAGCGUGCGUUCGUCGCUUAGCAGAUAACAAAAAAACACACAAUCGUACCGACCACCAGUGCCGCACGUGCGUUGCUCGGGGGACCGAGCGCCGGUGAAGUCCGCCGUUCGCUUUCGCCGUCCCGUGGCGCGGUGUUUACGUGGAGCGAGGACGCCAAGUUUCUCCCUCGUGGUCAAGCACUUGGGCCGCUUUCACUGAACUCCUUCGCGAGCACUCAAGUUCACGUUUCUCCCCGCCUGCUGCUGACCCCCCACCAAGCUCUGUGGGACGCAGCAGCAGCGUCGUCGUCGACACGAAGCACAAGCGCUGCAUAUCGCACUGGCGCUGCUGUUGUUUGUGUGUGUGAUGUGUAAACGCUAACAGACCACAGCCGUCCACAUGCACAUCACUUUUACCAGGGCUCUUUUCGCGAAAGUAAAUCCUUAAGGGCAUUGCCGCGUCAAGUCAUUGAAGGGAAACAAUAUAAAUAUGUAUAUAAUUAUCACGUAACCAUCUUCCUAUUUAAAAAGUUGAUGCAAGGCUCCUCAAUGCAUGCUUUUUAGGAUACCAUAUGCCUUCGGGGCAAUAACUCUGGGCCAAAUCGAAUAAAAGGCAUUAACCAGGAUGUACAACAACAGCAAAAACUACAAUUUUGAUUCAGCUAGCAUUUCCAUGUAACCACCAUGCUACAAACACAGUGCAUAAACGGUGUAAAAAAAAUAUUUCAUGGACGGAAAAAAAAGUGCAUAAUACCUUGUAUACAUAUCUGCCAACGUUAAGUUAAAAACACAAAUCUAAACCUCUCUUGUCCCGACACCCACGGAAGCUGCAUUAGAGGGCUUUCGGCGCGUCCUGCGGCAGUGAGGGUCUGCACUCGGGGGGGACCUGUCUCGAGCCGUGGCUCCAGAAACGCCAUCGCGGCGACGAGGAGGAGGAAGAGGCCUCGCGAGUCCUCCGUGUUGCUCAACGGUUGUCCGGAGAACGGGGCGAGCAGUCCGCCCCAUCCCGCGUGAGUCCUCCCCCCGCAUGCGCCAUGUGCAGGGAGCAAAACGACCGCAGCCCGUGCGCUGCCGCCUGCCACUGGGGCGUGGAUUUUCUUUUCUUUCUUUUUUAAACGGAGACCUCCGACGCCCGACGUGCCACAGUUGGUUUACCCUGCCACUCUGCCGCCGACGCCGCGAGAAUGCACGGGAGAAAAAAAAUGUACAAACUUUCCUUCAAAGUGUGAAGUUGUCACAGACUACGCAUCUCCCUGAGUGACAGAACAUGCUGUGUGUGCUAUAAUAAUGUACAGCACCUUUGCCAAGCCACUGCUGGAUGAAGUCCUCCCAAUGCCGUGUGUUUGAUCCUGUCGUGUUUGACCAUACUUUACCACACUGGUCAGUGCGGUUUUGGUGAAUGUGAACGCAGUGUAUUAAAAAUGUUUUUUUUUUUUUUAUCUCUUGCCUUGCACGCCCGCACGGAGUCUGACGCGAGUGUGAUCGUGUGUGGCGUUUUGAAACAAUGCAGUUGACUCUGCAACUCAAUGUCUUGUUAAGUUUACAAUCGCUUGUAUUUGUGUAUUUUUGUUGUCGUUGUGAAACUUAGCCUUGAUUUAUCAGUCGUUAUUUUAUCAUAGAGGACCUUGUUUAAAGUUACAUUAGCUGCCUGUGUGUUCAAAACUACAAUACGCAAUACCGACAUGCAGGUCUCGAAGUAUUUGAACUGUUCCGUUUACAUUGCCUUUUAUUGUAUUUUUAUUAAGAAUUUCCACCUAAUUUACAUUCACUGUAAAUAUUCAAAUUCUUCGAAGUAGCAGGGCAUUGCAACGUAGGGAUUGCUAUUGACUUGAAAAGUUCCAUAUCAAAUCAUGUAAAUUAUACAAAUUCACACGCAGUAUGAGUAUGUAACAUUACUCUUUGGCCAUGUAAGCAGUUACAACAUUAAAACUGAAUAAGAAAUAUCUGUAACGCCGUACAUUUUAUACGUGAUUGUAUCCUAACCACUGAUACUCUUUAAAGAUGGGCUGCCAAUUUUUUUCACAAAUUGUAACAACUUGCAAUGAAACAUAGAACUCAAAUAAAGACACCCCAUAACACGUG